Linum trigynum is the source of this 3527-nucleotide messenger RNA. NCBI's taxonomy places the organism in Eukaryota, Viridiplantae, Streptophyta, Magnoliopsida, Malpighiales, Linaceae. The record is from the annotation of a GenBank genome assembly.
CUUAAAUUAUCAGCUGGCAUGCCAGUGCCACUGGAUGAGGCUGGUCAAAUUUGUGGGGCACUUGGAAAGAAAAAUAUGCAAUUACAGACAGUUGGACAGUGAACCAGUAAGCCAACUAAACACAAAUGGACAAUUCCCCAGCAACAACUGCUACUUUAAUUUGACCAAUUAUUGCCUAUUUUCUAUCCCUUUCACAUAUUUAAGAGGAGGGGUUGUCGGUUGCACAUGGACAAAAGAUUAAUAUGAUCCAUAAAUAAUUAUUUUGGGGACAACUAUGUUUGAACAAGACUGAGGGAGGAUUGGAUAUAAGAGAAUUCAUUCCUUGAAGGUUAAGCACUUGUUUGUUUCUUCACCAAACAUUGGUGUUUGUUUUGUUAUGCGGUAGCACAAUAGGGUAAUCCAUAGUGUAGCGAUGAAAGCCCACAAUCAGGAGGAAUGUUAGAGUGUAAUAGGGUGGAUUCUUGGUUCGGGAGAAAAAUAAUUAAAUUAGGUACACCAGUUACUUGAUAUCGAAACAUUAAGACGCAUCUAAUUGAGAAUAGUUGAUCGAGAGGUCUUGUGUUUGAAUCUUGACGACCUCGCUUGUUAAGUACAAUAGUCAUAUUUAUGCAAACUUCAAUUCCAUAUAAGUUGACUUUCAUACGUGUUAUGAGCGGUGUGUUAGUAAAUUGUCCUCCAAUUAAUAUAUGGAGGUUCUCCCCAGAAUCCCACUUCAUUCCCUUUUUCCUGCCCUCUGCGCAUAACAAUGAAGAAUGCCUUGGUAUUUUCCCAAUUAACUAAAGUAGGAGACGGUGGCUUCUAGGUUAUUUGUGAGGCUUAUUAUCCACCUGAAUUGAAUUGGUGUUGCCACCAUCAAUUAUUAAUUAAUGAAGAGAUGAACAAAGCUCAAAAAAGUAAAAAACAAAGCACAUGUAUUGAACCGCUGAGAGAGACAACUUGAAGUGAAGGUAAAUUAAGAAGGGCGAGUGGCUUUACAUGGAAGUUGCACGGAUGAUAAUCAUAACCAUUAGUAUUACUAGGGCUGGAUAGUUAUUCUAACUGUGACAAUAUAUAUAAUUAAGGAACGCAUUACCCUGGUUACAUUUUUUUAAAGUAACCACUGUGGCUACCUCUUUAUUUACCAUAGAGAUUAUCCGAAUCCAAUUUGAGGGCCCUAGUUGCUGAAGGGUGUUUCCGGAAGGGAUCCACAUUAUUGACCCGAUAUCAGAGGGGAUUUUCCUCAUUUCACGCUUCUCCUUCUUUAUUUUUUCUCCUUAUUAGUGCCUUUCCCAAAACCCUUUUCCCUUCUGCAGAAGCUUUUUCGGCGGAGCCCUUUAUUAUUCCCGUCGCCGCAGUCCCUCUCCGAAGCUGCAAGUUCUCUUCCAUCUUUUUCGGUCUCUCCGCGACGCAGCGAGAGACGUUUUCUUUUUGGUCUCAGACGCAAUCAUUCCUUUCUGUUCGACGACUGGUUGUUUCUUUGUUGGUGGAUCGACGAGGGUUCUCGGUGGUUCCCUUUUGUUUCAAGUUCCUCCCACUCCGAUGGUGCACCGACGAAGUUCAUUUUAGCUCCUCUGGUGUCCUCGUUUCCGUCGGAGCUUGGGGACGAUCAAUGCAUCCCUUUCCGUCGUCAGCACAUCGCGGCGAUGAACAACUGGUCGGAGGAAUGGCAAGAACCAAGAAUCCCAAUCGUGGGGUUUCAAAGAGCAAGAAACCUACCAGUGGAGCCUUAAGAAAGAAGGAACCUAUGAGCUACACAAGUCGCCAGGUUCAAGUUGGAGGUGGUCAAACCUCUGCCGCUGCUGAAGCUGUUCCAGAGAGGGUUAAUGGAAAUUCUAAAUCACCUGGCAAGAAGUGCAGCCCCGCAACAAUUAUAUCAAUCGUCGAGAAUGGUAUAUCGGAUGCUGGUUCUUGCCCCUGUGAACAAGGAUGCUGGUUUUGAAAAAACCUCCAGGUAAUACUUUGUGCAUUUCUGUUCGUGUUGUUUGCAUUAUAAUGCAUAUAUCUUACUUCUGCAAUUGGUCCGUAAUGCUACAGUGUUUGUAUUGGUAGAUGAUUUGUUUUGCUACCUAUUGUUCAUCCGCUUUGGUAGUGUUUGCAUUGUGCUUUGGUAGUGUUCUUCAUUUUCAUUAGUAGUCACCUUGCAUCUGCUUUCGUAGUUUUUCCUUUGCUUUGGUACUUUUUGGAUUAUGCUUAGGUAGUUAACAAUGUGUUCAACCACCUAACUCUAUUAUGCUCAUUUUUUGACAUUCAUGCAGGUGACAUCGGUGGUUCAUCUUUUAAAAUCCUAGUUCCAUUAAAGGACGUUGCUUCUGAAAGCAAUGAUGAGUGAAAUAUGUGCGAAGCAUCUAGGUGUACUUUUGUCUUUCCUGCUCACAGACAAUUCCCGCACAAGUUGUCCAACCUACUAAGUUAUUCUCUUUUGCACUUUUUCAAAUUUGUCUCUCUUAUGACUCUUAGCAGUAUGUAACUAAACCUCUAAAUUUGCCAUGUAAACUACUCCGCUAUUUCCUGUUAAACUCUUUGGUUUGCUUUGUUUAAGUUGUAAAGGUGUUCUUUUGGUAGUGGUUGUCUUAUACAUUGGUACCUUCUUUUACGAUUUUAUUUUCGUAUUUGGCGCCCUUUCGUGUUACAAAUUUAUUAGUUUUAAUAGGACAUACAAGAGCGAUCUCUGUAACCAAGUACCCAGAGGUGUUAGAAUUGCAACUGAUCCAGUAGAUCUUCAUGGUAAAGAGAUUGUCCUUUACAACACCGGACCUGAGAAAGCUUCCUCUUCUUAUUAGGCUCCGUGUCUACCACAACACCUGCAUUCUUUGGAUCCAGCUUGCUGGCCGUUUUUUGAACCCUUCUUUGUUGCACCGUGCUCCAAAGUAUAACACCUUCCGUUCUUUAAGAUAUUUUAGCUUUUGAGUCUGUUGUCCAAUACAUCGUACUCCAAACCCCCUCCAGUGUGCGAAGUCCUUGUAGAACUUGACAAAUGCUUCCCGAUUGUUAAAUCUCAAAUGUUGCCAUGUCGAUUUGUCAUCUGGUACAACUUUAUACACUUGAUCUGCAAAUUGUAUAUAAAAAACGAAUAACUACCAUUGCACUAGCUCAUAUUACCACUAACAAAUCACUACCAUUACAGUAUCUCAUAACUACCAUUGCGGUAACUACCAUUGCAAUAACUAAUUACUACCAUAGCAACCAAUAGGAAACCAAUACAAUCCAGUAAUGGACAUAACGUACAUGAAUACCAAUCCAAUGCGACACCCAACCAUACCACCACCAUCAAUAUUCAAAUACAUUUUUAAAUGCACACACGUACUACAAAUACUAAUCGAACCACUACCAAUGUGAAACGACAAAGUAAGCCAUAAUACCAGUCCAAUAUAGGAAAUACCAAUACCAAUGCUGAUCGAACAACCAAUAAUAUUCCAACAAAUACCAAUACAGUAACUUCCAUUCCCACCUCCGUCAGAAUUGUCCCCUCCAACACCUACGUCACCGGUCUGAUCUUCGUCGAUAUCUGACCCUUUCCAAGAGGUUGCCAACAAAAAACAGUCUUAAGA